UUUUUCAUUAAAAAAAGAUGGCCGCAUUUUAUAGUAAAACAAGUGAAAUUUUCAUUCAUUAAUUAAAUAUAAACAAAACUUUUAAAAAUGUAAUUUUUUAAAAAAAAAACUAAUCAAGAGUAUUUAAAUUUAGCAAAAAUUAUAAAAUUUAGCCAAUUACAAGUAGAUAAACAUGAAAUAUUUCACAUUUAAAAUCAGUGUCUGCGUUUUCACCGAAAUGAAUGUGAAUGAAGAACAAUAAUUGAGUGUGUGGUAUAAUUGAAAGAAAAAGUGGCAUAUAGAAAUAUAGUGUAUGAAGUAGAUAGAGAGAAAAGGAACAAAUAAAUGACUAUAAACAAAAACGAAAAAUAAAAAAAAAUCGAAAAAAUGAAAAUGAGAAAAAUGUUAUAGAAAAAUAAUUUUAUUUAAGAAAAGUUAAUUAAGUUUUUAAGUAAAUUCAUACUUUAGCAGACAACAAAGAAAAAUGUUACAGUAUAAAAAUUCUACGCAAACAAAUGCGGCCUCUAACUCAACCACGCCUACGCAGACACAGCAAGUACAGCAACAGACAACGCAAAAUGCCCCCGGCCAGCAGGUUCAAACUCAGGUUGCACAACCUACCCAGGUUAAAGCCACCUUUGUUAAUGCUCCGGGCCAACCACAAAUGACUAGUACGGCUUUGCCAAGCAAUCAAAUACCACUGUCACAGAUUAUUAAUUUGCAACAGUUACCACAGCAGUUUAUACAGGCUUCACCUCAGCAAGGUGGACACCAACAAGCCCAGGCAUUGCCACAAAAUAUGUUUCAAAUUGUACAGCCAAUGCAAACCGUAAAUAUUGAUGGUCAAGAGGCUAUCUUUAUACCAAACCUUAAUUCACAGAUUUCGGCCGGUCAACCUAUGACUCUAAACGGACAGCAAGUGUUUCUAACACCCAAUGGACAGAUUGUAAGGGCACCUCAGGCAGCUUCUCAGCCUACUGCGGUACAAUUGCAGCCGAAUACACAGUUUAUACAGGGAUUGGGGCAAACUAUACAAAUACCUGCUGGUUUAGGAGGAGGCGGUCUACAGGAACAAACACUUUUUACCAUACCGGGUACAAAUAUACAAAUACCAGUGACAACCAUACAUAAUCCUCAAACUACACAACAGUUGCAACAACAGCAAUUACAGCAAUUACUACAACAGCAACAACAACAGCAGCAACAACAGAAUCAAGCUCAUGCACAGGCCCAAGCUCAAGCACAGGUUCAGGCUCAACAGCAAGCCCAACAACAGGCUCAGCAUCAGGCCCAGCAGCAAGCCCAACAACAAACACAGCAACAGCAUACAACCACAAAUGUCAACAAUGCAAAUUCCAAUCAAAAUCAAACAUCAACAAAUUCUUCUGCUUCCGCCAACAACUCAACAAAUUCCUCUCAAACCACUACUACUACCACAACUCUACCCAGCACAAUAACAAUACCCGGUACUAACAUACAAAUACCCACCUCCGUGGCGGCAGCAAACGGUCUACUAGGCAACAUACAGCAGUUAUUAGCGGGCAAUACAAACACGAUUAAAAUUGACAAUGGUCAGACACUGCAAAAUAUACAAAUACGUCAGGCUACUCCCGGUAGUGCUCCAACGCAAUCUCAACUACAGCAGAUUGUGCAAUUCCCACAUGCCCUGCAACAGCAAACGGCAACCGCACAACCACAGCCUACAAUGCAACAAACCACCGUGGCGGUUCAAGUCCCCAUACAGACAGGAGUAAAUGGCCAAACAAUAUAUCAAACGGUUCAUGUGCCAAUACAACAACUGGCCUCAACAGCUGGAGGUAUUCCAACUGCGAAUCUUUUACCCACAGCUCAACCAAUGCAAAUGCCUCAAAUUAUACCCCAAUUUACUCAAAUUGCCCAGAUCGUUACACCCAAUGGUCAAAUACAACAAGUGCAAUUAGCACCACUAAAUGCUCUAACUUCGUAUCAGCAAUUGCCCACCAAUGCCAAUAUUAUUCACAUACAGAAUGCGGCUCAACAACAGCAAGUUCAGGCGGCAGUACAGCAACAACAACAGCAGCAGCAACAGGUGCAACAGCAGCAACAACAGCAAGUUGUGGCAGCCCAACAGCAAGCCGCCGUUGUAGCCCAACAGCAAGUUCAACAACAACAGCAGCAACAACAACAGCAGCAGCAAUUGCAACAAUUACAGCAGCAACAACAAAUCAUAAAUGCCAUAAAUGCCGCUAACGAAUCGGGUGCUCAAAUACCGACAAACCAACCGAUAACCAUCACAAAUGCUCAGGGUCAACAGGUGACUGUUAUACCCGCCCAACAUUUGCAGCAAUUACAAAGACCUGCAACGCAAACUACUGCUCCAACGGGAACACCGCAGCCCACGCAACCCUCAACCAAUCUAAUACAAUUGCAACAAAUACCGGGUCUUCAAGCUCUGCCCAUACAAAAUAUUCCCGGUAUAGGUCAAGUGCAAAUAAUACAGGCCCAGCAGUUACCACCCAAUUUACAGCCACAAAACAUACAACAACUUUUAGCAGCCACAGCACCAACCGGCCAGCCUCAUCAUACAGCACCUUCACAACAACAGCCCCAGCAACCCCAACAACAACCUCAAUCCACUACACAACCCCAGCAACAAACAAUGAAUCCACCUACUCAAUCUGCUCAAACUAGUUCCACCACUACCCCAAAUGCCACUACAGCCGCCACUAUACAGUUGCAACAGACCCCUAGCACUAACAAUAAUAAUUCUUCCACGGUUUCACAAACUACACCCUCCACUACACCCCAGUCGCCUAGCAGUAGCACCGGUUUGCAACAACCCAAACAGGAGCCUCAGUCGCCCACUCAAAUUGGACAGACUUUAAUAACAAACAUUAAACAAGAACCACCAGAUAGUUCUCCGGUUUCAAGUAUUAAUAGUGGCCCAAAUGGCGUACCAGCUGGUACUACACAAAUAAAAUGGCUAAUGCCACAGGCUACAACAGUAACACAGGUACAGCAGCAACAAGCUCAAUUGCAACAAAUUCAACAGCAAAUCCAACAAGCCCAGCAACAACAACAGCAGCAACAGCAACAAAUUGUUUCAACCAUCGACAGCAUGGCAAUACCAGUGACCAUACCUGCAUCUUUACAAAUCACAGCCAUCCCUCAGGGACAACAGCAGCAGCAACAACAUCAACAACAGCAUACGCAGCAGCAACCACCAAGUCAGUUUGUAUUACAACAUCAACCAACACGUAAUGCUUUAAUAAAACCUCAUUCAUCACCACAAAUACUAACGGCUGCCGGAAAUACAGCGACCACUGUAACGAAUGCAACAGGAGCCACACAAAUAACCAUUGCUACAACAACUGCCAAUAGCAAUAACUCUAGCAAUAAUAAUCAAACACAACAACAACAACAGCAGGGGACGACAACUAACCAACAACAACAGUCCACAUUGCAACAACAACAGCAGCAAACCGCCAAUAUCCCACCUCCAUCACAAACCUCCGUCAAUGUCAACAUCAAUUUAAAUGAUCCCGGCAAUUUAGGUAUCAAACCACGUUUAAAGCGUGUGGCCUGCACUUGUCCCAACUGUGUAGAGGGUGAAAAUAAAUCGGAUCGGAAAAAACAACACAUCUGCCAUAUACCAGGCUGUAAUAAAGUCUACGGUAAAACUUCCCACUUAAGAGCUCAUCUAAGAUGGCAUACUGGCGAAAGACCUUUUGUCUGCUCAUGGCUAUUUUGUGGCAAACGUUUUACCAGAUCCGAUGAGCUACAAAGACAUCGACGAACGCAUACAGGCGAAAAACGUUUUCAAUGUCCCGAAUGUAAUAAGAAAUUUAUGCGUAGCGAUCAUUUGUCAAAACAUAUAAGAACUCAUUACAAAACUAGAUCUCCCAUGGAGCUAAUGGAGUUACAGAAUAUUGCCAUUAAACAGGAAAAAGCAGAAGGUGGUGGAGAUAUGAAUGCCAUGCAAGGCUUGCCAGGAAAUAUAGUGAAUAUAAAUUUACCACCCCGCCAAGAUGGUAACCAACAACAACAGCAGGGUACAACAGUUGCUGGUUCAACUAUUGUUUCAAAUAAUUUGAAUAACUCCCUCACAUCGGAUAGUGGAGGUGGUGGUUCUACUGGGCCAGGUGGUAUGGGGGGCAUAAUGCAGAAUGUAGAUCAUGCCAAUAGUUAUGAACACGAUGAGGACUGUGAUGAUGAAGAUGAGGACGAAAUGGACGACGAGGAGGAUAGUGGAGAUGAUGAGGAGAAAAUGACCAUUUCGAUUAAUGAAUUUCAAGACAAUUCUAACUAGCAGGACAUUGAUAUGCUAAUAGAACAAUAUAUGUUUGAUGAUUUUUGAAAUGUGCUAAACAACUAACGUGAAAUGUGAUUUAAAGAGAGUUUAAGCUGAGAAUUUUCUAUGAACGAAGAGUAAAUUGCGACGGCAAAGAUGGUAAGAAGUUUUAAAGUAGAUUUUAUGAUUUUAAAGUUUGUUUCUCUUUAUGUUUUCUAUAGAAACGUGAAGAGACAUUAAACUUGAGAAAUCUAAAACUUUUAUAACAUAAAUUCAACUUUGCUUUCCAGAUUUUGUCGCAGUAAAUAUUGUAUAUAAAAUAGGAACGAUUUUUGUAGGGUAUUUUUAAAUAAAAUUUCGAUAAUUUUUAUAAAUAAGUAUUUGAAAUAAUAUAAAGUAUUUUGUAAUUUAUUAAGUUAAGAAUUAAUAUCAAAUUUUAAGAAAUUAUAUUUAAAAAUAGUAGAAAAACGAAAAAAAAACACAAAAUAUAUUUUCAAUCAACAACAACUAAGCAAAAAUGAAGUAAAAUAACAUGUUUUUUCCAUUAACAACAACCUCUAACUUGUAUUUUAAACAAAAUAUAACAAAAAAAAAUAAAUUUCAAAUAGAAAAAAUUUUGAUUUGUUUAAAAAAUUGCACAUAAUUGAUGUAAAAAGACUAUUAUAUAAAUGAACAAAAACAAGUACUUAAGUACUUUUAACGCAUAUUAAAUUGUAAAAAUUUUUAUAAAAAAAGAAAAUAUCAAAAAUGCUAAACAUUACAAAACAGUGGAACCAAAAUGGGAGCAUUGUUUAAAAAUUUAAAAAAGAAAAUAAUUCUUUUACAUUUAUAUUUUUUGUUUUAUAUUUUAGAAUGUCGUUGGAGAAAUGUGAUACCCAGGACUAAUUCCUUAAAAAAAUUAAAAAACAAAUUAUAUAAAAUAACUACUUAUUUAUAAUUAUAUUUGCAAAAUUUAAACAAAUAAAAUGUUUCUGUCAUUAUUUAUAAUAAAUGUAAAUAAUUUAUGUGUCUCUAAAUGUAUAUAGUUGAUAUAUACAUACAUCAAUAAGUAUGAAUAUAACAUUAAAGUAGUUUAGAUAAUAUUUGCUGUUCAAGAUGAAACAAACAAAAUAAAUUUUGCAAUUUUUUUACAAUUUUUAAUAUUUUUUGUUCGAUUAAAUGUUUUUAUACUUUAAUGUAAACUCUAAUUACGUUUAAACAAAUUUUACAUUUUUACGUUUUUUUAGAAUUUUAAAUUCUGUUAAGAGAAAUGCUAUUAUUUGACCAUAAUAAAUAUAUGUAUGCUUUUUGAUUUUUCUUUAAAUUUUAGUUAAGUUAAGAUAAAUUAUAUUACAAACAAUUAAAAUAUUUCUAUAUAUUUUAAAUGCACUCGAAAAUAACAGAAAAAUAUAUAUCAUAUUUCUU
Messenger RNA from Lucilia sericata (common green bottle fly), 5653 nucleotides. It is a transcript of the gene Spps, whose product is annotated as chromatin modification-related protein eaf-1. Gene Ontology annotation, biological process: regulation of transcription by RNA polymerase II. Lineage: Eukaryota; Metazoa; Arthropoda; Insecta; Diptera; Calliphoridae. The record is from RefSeq and is a predicted model, not a curated record. The coding region runs from base 464 to 4267 and encodes 1267 amino acids. Gene Ontology annotation, molecular function: RNA polymerase II cis-regulatory region sequence-specific DNA binding; DNA-binding transcription factor activity, RNA polymerase II-specific. The transcript is spliced from 2 exons.